Molecule: messenger RNA, 2473 nt
Organism: Photinus pyralis (common eastern firefly)
Lineage: Eukaryota; Metazoa; Arthropoda; Insecta; Coleoptera; Lampyridae
Product: neurogenic protein mastermind-like
Exons: 5
Coding region: 77-1546 (489 amino acids)
Source: RefSeq, a predicted model, not a curated record
GCAGGUGUCUGCUGGUCAACAUUUACAGUUAAGUGGUGAUAUUAAGGGAAAUGUUUCCAUUGCAACCCAACAAGGAAUGUAUUUCAACCAGUCUGCACCCAACGCACAGCAAGCUUCUGCCGGUCAACCUCAAAAUUCAAGUAGCAACGGUCAGCAAAACCAACAGACAGGUUCAGGUUUGCAAAGUCAGACGAAUCAGCAAAGUCAAAAUGUACAGCAACCAGGUGUUCAUUUAUCAAGUAGUCAAUUAUCUAAUGCACAAAAUCCUAAUCAAGGACCAUAUGGUAAUCUACCAGAUUUACAUGGAUCAACUAUGUCUGCUAAUGGACCAGGUGUUGGUAUGAUGGGUGCAGGUGGUAUGGGAGGGUCAGGAGUUAUACCGCUUUCGUCAGGCCACAAUGUUGGUAUGGGUGGAAAUCAACAUCAAAGCGCAAUGGGUGAUAUGUAUUCUAUGACACAAACUCAAACUAUAAAUUUUACACAGCAGUCAUUAAGGCAGAGGGUCAAUGGGCCAAAUGGAAUUCCGUCGUCAAUGGGGCCAAACGCCGCACAAAUUGCUUCAAAUGGAUUAAUGACUGGCAAUGUACCAAUGGGAGCUGGAGGGCAAAUGGGAAAUACUAUGGGACCAAGGCAUAUGACACAACAAACUUUAGAACAACAAAAAUUAUUGCAACAGCAACAACAGCAGCAAAUGCUUAGAGCACAACAAGCACUAAUGCAACAACAAAUGGUUCGACCGCCACCUCCGGAUUAUAAAACCAGUGCAGGAAUGAUGCAAGGCAUGCAGCCACGUUACCAAACUGGGCCGCCCACCUCUAGACGAAUGCCUCAACCAAUGCCACCUUCAGGUCCUAUGAUGAGAUCUCAUAAUAUGUACGUCAUGCAGCAGCAGCAUAUGUCUGCUCGAACAAUGUAUCCCAGGCAACAAAGUCCAAUCGGAGGACCCGACUCAAUGCCUCAACAUGGCAGUGCAGAGUGGAGGCAUUUAAUAAUGUCGCAACAACAAAAUGCAAACUUUAAUUCACAAAUCAGGCCUAAUUUUCAUCAAGGUGGUGGUUAUAGUAUGAACACUGGAACUAUGCAAAUGACAGGUCUUCAACACCAACAAAUGAGAACGCAGGGUAUGCUGUCAGGAGGAUUGGGUGGGCAAAGUAUGGCACAAAAUCAAGGUUUGGGCCAAAAUCCAAUGCAAAUGAAUAAUAUAAAUCAGCAAAUGUUGCAUAUGCAACAACAGCAAGCGCUUAUGCAGCAACAAUCAUCUAACCAGAUGUCAUUAACAAACAUGUCAAUGCAACAGAGUCAAUCAUUAUCAGUUUCAACUCAAAGUCUUCAACACCAACAACUCGGCAAUCACCAACAAUUAAUGAACAAUCCAUCCAAUAAUAAUCAAUCUAGUUCUUUAAGCAAUUUUAAUCCUCAAGCUGCUGACUUCAACUUAGAUUUCCUCGAAAAUUUACCUACAACUGACUCUAGCGGUUUUACGGAGCAAGAGUUGCUUAAUUCAUUUGAUAGUGAUCCUGGAUUUAAUCUGCAGGAUAUAUUGUGAAAACAAUACAUCUGUUAAUCAUUUUGUUUGUAUAUAUGCAUUUAUUGUCUGUUGCGAUUUUAUUCAGUUAUUUAUGUUGCAAAUUUAUUGUGUGAUGUAAUUCGUUUUUUAUUGUUUGUAUGUAAUAUUAAUUUGAAUGUGGAGAAAUUAGAAUUGAAAUUGAUUCUAAUAUAAACGUAAAUGUGAAUAGUGAAAUUCCAAUUUUUCAUAUAAAAUCACUGCCAGUGAAGAAUACUAACAUAGAGCUGUGAAAUUACAUGAAGUGAAUAGUUUUAUUUAUUGUGCAAGUCUCGAUAUGUGUGUAACUAUAAUAAUGUAAUGACAACAUCUCCAAACUGAUGCCUUUAAAAUUUGUGGCAGUAGUGAAUGUACUCCAUACCAAAAUGUAUAUUGUGAAUUAUUGUCACUAUAAUUAUAUACAUAAAUACCAAUUAAAUGAACCGUGAUAGUCCAUUGUUUCUGUAAUACAACUGUAUAGGUAAAGUAGUGCAAUGUACAAAGCUAAUCAGCAAUAUAUGGAAUGUUUUAAGAUUAUUCUAUUAUACAUUUUAAAAUCGGUACCAAAUAUUCAUAUCGUCAACUUUGUAAUUAGAAAUGUUUAUAUAUAUGCAAAAAUAUGGCGACUUUAGUCUAUAUAAGUAAGUUUUGAUAUCAGACUGUUUUGUAACUGGUCCUGGUCAACAAGUGGGCAUUAAUUACUUUUUUGAUUUAUGUUGGUAUAUUUUGCAAGGUAAUAUUUCCCAAAACAUUGUUACUUCAUGACUAUAAAGCAUAAACUGUGUCAAUAAGGAAUUUACGAAAAUUGAAGGACCUCAAAAUAAAACAGGGUAUUUCUUACCUAUUUCUAUUUCUAAAUAUUUCUGCCGUAGUCGUAUUAUUAUGUUUGGGCAGAUUGUAGUUAAAACUAAAUUCGUGUGUCCAUAUCGC